Oldenlandia corymbosa var. corymbosa is the source of this 2208-nucleotide messenger RNA. NCBI's taxonomy places the organism in Eukaryota, Viridiplantae, Streptophyta, Magnoliopsida, Gentianales, Rubiaceae. The record is from the annotation of a GenBank genome assembly.
AAAGUAGAAGUAUAGGGAUGCAUGACAAAAAAUUUGACCCCACAAAUUAAGACGAGCUAGCCACCGAUCAUAUCGUUACGUGUACGAGUUUGAGUAUUUAUUUGUUUUUUUAUAUUCUUAAUUCGAGUUCAAACACUUAUAUAUAUUCAUCAUCACUUGUAACGCAUAGAAAUUGCCUUGAAUUAGGAUCUCUAAAAUUAAGGGUAAGAAAAACGUUGCAUCUUUCAAUCUCAGACUUAUCGUACGUACGUGGUUAGUCAUGGUUACGUCAACCGACAUUUCUCCGGCGGUUGAAAACCCAUUAUUGCCGGAAAAGCAUGACUUCGUCGAAGAGAACGUAGAUUACAAAGGUUUUCCGGCUAAGCGAUCCAGUUCCGGUGGAUGGUUAUCUGCUUCUUUCAUCAUAGUGGUGCAGAUGGCGGAGUUCUUUGCGUAUUAUGGAGUGAGUGCCAAUUUGAUCAAUUAUUUGACGGGCCCACUUGGUCAAUCCACCGCCGCUGCGGCGGAGAACGUGAAUGCAUGGUCGGGAACUGCCAUGCUUAUGCCGUUGUUAGGUGCUUUUGUUGCCGACUCCUAUCUCGGGCGAUACCGCACCAUUGUUAUUGCUUCCGUGCUCUAUAUUUUGGCACUUGGCCUCUUGACGCUUUCAGCUGUAAUUCCUUCAUUGGGUUGGUUUGAUUACCAGAGUCCAUCAAACAGUAACAUCCCAUGUCCUCCUUCUCAGCUCCAAAUCAUCAUAUUUGUCUUCUCAUUGUAUCUAAUCGGAAUUGCACAAGGAAUGCAUAAGCCUUGUAUUCAAGCAUUUGGAGCUGAUCAGUUUGAUGGAUCAGACCCAAAAGAAUGUAAAUCCAAAAGCUCAUUCUUCAAUUGGUCCAGCGUGGGUACUUAUGCAGCCAUCACGCUUUCCUUCGUAAUCCUGAGCUACAUUCAAGAUAACCUAAGUUGGGGUAUUGGGUUUGGAAUUCCUUGUUUGGUCAUGAUUUUUGCAUCAGUUUGGUUUGUGUUUGGUACCGUCACGUAUCGAUUUCAUGCUACUAAAAGUGAUGAAGGCCAAGGCAAACCCUUUUUGAGAAUCGGUCGGGUGUUCAUCAAAGCAGUUAAGAAUUGGAGAAUUACUUCUGUUGAAGGAAGUAUGGAUGAUGUAGAAAAUCAAGGUGUUCUUCCUCAUUUGGCUUCUAACCAAUUCAAGUUUCUGAACAAAGCAUUAUUAACACCUGAUCAUGGAUCAAUAGGAAGUGGCAAUGUUUGUAGCAUAAGUGAAGUUGAAGAGGCAAAAGCAGUUCUAAGGCUAUUGCCAAUUUGGUUAUCCUCUUUGGUAUACGGAAUUGUACUUUCUCAGCCAUCAACUUUGUUCACUAAGCAAGGACUCACAAUGGACAGAUUCAUCACUUCCACAUUCCAAGUACCAGCAGCCUCACUCCAAUCUUUCGGUAGCAUUACAAUAAUCGUCUUUCUCCCCAUCUACGAUCGCCUUUUAGUUCCUGCGGCAAGAGCUAUAACCGGAAAUCCAACCGGCAUUACAAUGCUACAACGAGCCGGAACCGGACUAUUCCUCUCUAUUCUAUCCGUCCUUGCAGCUGCUUUAGUAGAAAUGAAGCGUCUUGAAACUAUUAAAGAGUUUGGUUUAGUAGAUUUGCCUAAUGCAAUAGUACCAAUGAGUGUGGCCUGGUUGAUACCUCAGUAUUUGUUAAUGGGAAUUGCGCAAUCAUUCACGGCAACAGGUUUACAGGAGUUUUUCUAUGAUCAAAUGCCUAAUGAACUAAGAAGCACUGGGCUUGCUCUAUACCUUUCAAUCUUUGGUAUAGGGGGAUUUCUUAGCAGCAUUCUCAUUUCUGUCAUUGAAAAUGUCACUGGUGGUGAUUGGUUUUCGGAUAAUCCGAUGAAAGGACACUUGGAUUAUUUCUAUUGGUUGCUAACAGGACUUACCGUAGUGGCGUUUACGAGUUUUGUGUAUUUUGCAAAAGCUUAUACUUACAGGAAACAGUAAGUCUUUUGCAGAAGGUUGAUAAAUGUAUUUUGUUUCGAUUUGGUUUUUUUGUUAAACUAAUGUGCAGCUGAGUGUUGUGAGUUUUAUUCCUUUUAAUUGAUUGUAUUAUGUGCACAAAUUUAAGAAAAAAUGUACCUAGCAGAUAUAGUUCAAUCAAAAAGGCACCAGAUCUUGUAUGUAUACCACAUUCUUGUUAUGCAAUAUGUUACACAAUUCAAUAA